UGUUGUUGCGUUACAUCCCUCCCUAAUUUUCAAGGUAGUCUACUUCACUGGUCGUCUGUAAAGAGUGUAAUUCAGGUUUGAUUAUAUGACCUUCUUCCAUUUCUCUCGUUCGUAAAAGUCGAAUACACUUUCCAGUUGCUGAUAAAAAUCAACCAACAUCGAACCUCGUUGCGUGCUUUUUGAAUUGUUUUGAAUUGUUAUACUUAAUAAAAUCCGCAAAUUUAUUCCUGACCAUGUCUUCCUUGAGUGCAAAAAUUGGUCCUUCAAUCCUCAAUGCGGAUCUCUCUCAGCUUCAUGAGGAAUCUCAACGGCUGUUGGACAACGGUGCCGACUAUUUGCAUUUGGACGUAAUGGAUGGCACCUUUGUGCCGAAUCUCACCUUCGGGCAUCCGGUGGUCAAAUGUUUGCGAAACAAAAUCAAGGAUGCAUUUUUUGAAACUCACAUGAUGGUGCAGGCCCCACAACACUGGAUAGAACCGAUGGCAGACGCCGGAGUCAACCAGUAUACGUUUCACAUCGAACCGGUUAUGGGCAGCGUCCCGGAUAUCUGCCGAAAAAUCCAGGAAGCCGGCAUGAAGGUUGGGCUGGCUUUGAAACCAGGAACUCCAGUCGAAACGGUUAAGGAAUUCAUCAGCAUGGCCGAUAUGGUUCUCGUCAUGACGGUCGAGCCGGGUUUCGGAGGGCAGAAGUUUAUGACUGACAUGAUGCCCAAGGUGCAGUGGCUUCGUGAGAAUUAUCCCAACUUGAACAUCGAAGUAGACGGCGGUGUUGGUCCAGGCACUAUCGAUACCUGUGCGAAGGCAGGCGCAAAUAUGAUCGUUGCUGGAACGGCCAUUAUCAAGGCAGAUGAUCAAGCGACUGUCAUUCGACAGUUGAAACAUUCCGUUGAAACUGCCAUUAAACGAGCUUAAUUCGAACUGGAUAUUUCGAAAAAGAAUUAUAGGUACUAGGUGCAAAUAUAAAGCUGUGACAUUUUCAGAAAAUUCCAAUCGAAGAUUUGGUAAAAUUAAAAUAAAGUCUUUUAACAAAAAAAAGCAUUGCAAUUGACACUCCACUUGAAUGAUGGUCCAAAUCGGUGCUAUCUAAUUCCAAUUUUGAAGGAAUCCUCCUCACUGGAGUGACAAGGAUUCAGCCAUCGGAAUAGAAAAAACUUUAAAAUAAAAAAAAACGAUUAAGAACCUAGCAAUGCAUCAAAAACAAAUAAGACUUUCCAGGAAUUUCGGUAACAUAUUGAAAGAGAAUCAUUUAGCUUUGAAAAAAAUACUUAAUUGAAUCAUAAAAAAAUAGAAGAUGAGUCCCGCAUUCACAACUCAACAAUUUUAUCGGGGUGAUGCUUCACCAAAUGCGUCUCGAAUGCUGCAUCUUUGAGAAACAGUUCGCCACAGUAAGCACACUUGAUUUGAUAGACGGUAGCCUCGCCACUCUUCUUGUGUCGUUGGAAAUGGACGUAAUGGUUGGCAUCGUUACUGGUCGUAUUGUCACAGAAUGGACAGCCGAAUGGCCGAAGGUCCGUAUGCAUGCAUCGGACAUGGUGAAGCAAACGCUUUCUGAAAUUGGGAAAUUGUGUGGAAUAAUGGGUAUACAAGUUAACUCAAUCUCUUCAUUUAAAAAAAAAUGUAGUUUUUUUUUCAUAUUUCAACUGUGAAAAUACUUACUUGAUGUUCGUAACGAAUUCACACUGCUUACAGUGGAAUUUGCACUGUCUAAGGUGCUUGAACUUAUAAUGAGUAUCAAGAUUUAAUUUUGUCGAGUAUUCGUUAC
This is a messenger RNA of Uranotaenia lowii, 1761 nucleotides long. It is a transcript of the gene Rpe, whose product is annotated as ribulose-phosphate 3-epimerase. Gene Ontology annotation, biological process: carbohydrate metabolic process; pentose-phosphate shunt, non-oxidative branch; pentose-phosphate shunt. Gene Ontology annotation, molecular function: metal ion binding; D-ribulose-phosphate 3-epimerase activity. The record is from RefSeq and is a predicted model, not a curated record. Gene Ontology annotation, cellular component: cytosol. The transcript is spliced from 2 exons. Lineage: Eukaryota; Metazoa; Arthropoda; Insecta; Diptera; Culicidae. The coding region runs from base 234 to 911 and encodes 225 amino acids.